AGCAGUUGUCACUCUCAGUUGUUACAUACUGUUAUAGUAUACUGUUGCUAAACUUUAAUGCAUGAUCUGUGAUAUUUUAUUGCAUUAAUUCACAAUGCCUGCUACGGCUAUGCAUAAAUUUAUAACUUUUGUGGGAGUUACGUCUAUAUUACACGCAGCUUACUCCGCAGCACAACAUCGCUCUUAUUUGAGAAUCACCGAGCAGGAGUUUACCACUUUGCCAAUAGAUAUUUUAAUCCAGGGUAUAGCCAGCUUAUUUAUUGUCAUGUACGGCAUUAUGUAUAUCGCUGGCGAUUUUAAAGAAAUACGAGCAGUCGUUGAUCUGGAAAACAAAUCCUGGGAGACACUGCGGAAUCUGCCAUCCUUUCAAAUAUUUAAUCAUCGUGGAAAAUCUCUCUGGCAAGAAGGUGCCGCACUAUCUAAUGCGUAUAUAUGAGUGAAAUCAUAUUUGUCGUGCUAAAUCAUUUCUGAAGAACACUGAAUCUGUUGAGAUUCAUUCAUGGUGUUCGUUAGAUUACAUCUUUAGCUUAGGCAAAAUUAUAAAAUAAAAUCAUGUAAAAUACAAUGAAUUCAGAAACAUACCUAGAGAAAGAAUGAGAAGAAUCUUUGCGUGAAAUCUUUAAUUAGAUGUGCAUUAAUUUAUUAAAAUUCACAGGUUUUGCAGAAAUGAACUAUGACUAAGUCCUCGAUGUAAAUAGGAUUAAAUAUAUUAAAAUGUGAUUAAAACUUCGACUUUAAAAGGUUUCGUAUAAAUGUAAAGUAAAUGGAAGCAUCAGUCACAAAGCAGCCAUCUGUAUGUACAGAUAUGAGAUUUGUUUAAUGCUGAAGAUAACUGAUAGUAGAUUAUGUGAUCUUCCUUCACAUAUAAUAGUACUUUAACUUAUAAAUUUUCAAACAUGGCAAAACUGAUUUUGUACACAUUUCACACGGUUUUGUGAUAGUAAAUAGUACAAAUAAAAAAGUUCUCACAGU
Molecule: messenger RNA, 972 nt
Organism: Ooceraea biroi (clonal raider ant)
Lineage: Eukaryota; Metazoa; Arthropoda; Insecta; Hymenoptera; Formicidae
Gene: EMC5
Product: ER membrane protein complex subunit 5
Cellular component (GO): plasma membrane; Golgi apparatus; early endosome
Source: RefSeq, a predicted model, not a curated record